AUGAGGAGUCUGGCGCUGCUGUUAGGGGUGAAAGCCGCUUGCAUCCUUUUGGUAUCUUCGCUCUCGGGCACAGGGGCCGUCAACAACAGCGGCCGGUGGUGGGGUAUUGUCAAUGUGGCCUCUUCGUCCAACCUCCUCACCAAUUCCAAGAACGUGCAGUUAGUCCUGGACCCGAGCCUGGCCCUACUGAGUCGUCGCCAGCGCCGGCUGAUUCGGCAGAAUCCUGGCAUCCUGCAUGCCAUCGCCGCUGGGCUGCACACCGCCAUAAAGGAGUGCAAGUGGCAGUUCCGCAACCGCCGCUGGAACUGCCCGACCACCCACAGCCCAGCAGUUUUUGGCAAAAUUGUCAAUCGUGGUUGCCGAGAGACAGCAUUUGUAUUUGCCAUUACCAGCGCAGGGGUGACCCAUGCUGUGGCUCGCUCCUGUUCAGAAGGGGCCAUUGAGUCGUGCACAUGCGAUUACCGCCGCAGAGGUCCUGGAGGGCCAGACUGGCACUGGGGGGGCUGCAGUGACAAUGUGGACUUUGGCCGGAUGUUCAGCCGUGAGUUUGUGGACUCCAGCGAAAGGGGCAGAGAUCUGCGCUACCUCACCAACAUACACAAUAACGAGGCUGGCAGAAUGACUGUGUCAUCAGAGAUGCGUCAGGAGUGUAAGUGCCAUGGCAUGUCAGGCUCCUGCACCGUGCGUACUUGUUGGAUGCGCCUGCCCAGCUUCCGCACAGUGGGAGACUUCCUUAAGGACCGGUUUGAUGGUGCAUCCAGAGUGGUUUAUGCCAACAAGGGAAGCAACCGUGCCUCUCACCGAGCAGAUCCCCGACAUCUGGAGCCCGAAAACCCGGCUCACAAACCUCCUUCCGCCAUGGAUCUGGUCUAUUUUGAGAAAUCACCAAACUUCUGCUCAUACAAUGGCAAAACUGGCACUUUGGGAACUUCUGGGAGAACAUGCAACAGCUCUUCUCCAGGCCUGGACGGAUGUGAGCUGCUCUGCUGUGGACGCGGGUUUAAGACCCGGACUGAGAGUGUGACUGAACGGUGCCACUGCACGUUCCACUGGUGCUGUCAUGUCAGUUGCUUGAACUGCACCAGUACAAGAACGUUACACCAGUGUCUAUGAUCACAGGUGGACAACCAAGUGAAUAUUUAGGCAUCUAUGAAAAGGCAAAGAACUUCUUAGCAAAGCAAGUAGUUGGCUGAGAAAGCCACUAGCACGCAGGUGGUUUGAGGUGUUUAUGUAGAAGCCAGAAAAGCUUCAUGGCGGGUAAACUGAUACAGGGAACUCUAGCACAAACAUUCAAUCAGUGUUUUUGAAAGAGGUGGAGAAAAGCACAAAUAUAUGAACAGGGUAUAGAGGGAGUAUAUGUGCUUGAUUUCUUGCCUUUUAUGUUUAACAGUAUUAGGAGGGUAAUGAAACACUACAACCAUCCACAUAGAAUGGAAAUCAUCCACAUGCCUCAAGUGUUUACACUGUGGAGAAAUAGAAUUAAAAUUAAAAGGACAAAAUGAUGUGGCGGAGAAUCGAUUGCUGUAACCAGGUAGUACAAGAGCCUUCUUCUUCCCCACAGAGGGCAGAAACUGGACACAAUGUCUCACAGAUGCUUCUGUGGCCAGAGAGCCACAAACAUGUGCUCUCAUAAACUGGUGAAGACCUCUAACAAGAGGAAAGUUAUUUUAAAAACAAAACACAACAGUGUUUUGUUUUCUUUUGCUGAAGUUUGGCUUCUCUCAUACAAAACUGUGUGAAAUUUAUCUCUGGGGAUGGGCCGUCUGUUCCCAACUUGUGUACUUAGGCCUUGGAUGUAGCCCAAACACUUAUAAUUUCCUCACCACAUUUGCCCCUUUAUUUGGAAUUCUUAGGAGUUGAAUACACCUCAACCUUGAUUUGCCACUCUGACUCACCACAGGAUGGUCCUGAUGUUACAUGACUGGGACCAGUGGUCGCCAAGGAAAAUAGAAAGUGUCUGAACAAAUCUUACUGAGGCAAUGUAAUUUGAAUGUAUUAUCAAUACACUGAAUCUUAUGGCACGACUAGACUAGUAGUUUGGCAAAUCUGAAGGGUCAAUAUAAAAAACAUUUAUGAAAUGUGACCUGCAAAAUCUCACCAUGCUGUCAAAGUGAAAACUAAUGCCAUACUGAGACGUACAUUGAAGUAACAAAAAGAUACUAAAUUUCUGUUAAUGCAAGAGUGUAGCAUCAACCAGGUCCAGGUUUAAAGUAGGCAAAUGGUGUAUUACUUCAGGCCAGGCUGUUGUAAAAAGCAGCUAAACAUUUUAUUGGGAAGAAAACAGCCUCGGCAGAAGAAAUCAUCCUGUAACAGCUAAUAGAACCAAAAUGCUGUAAAUAUUAAAAUAUAUGAAUAUAUAUUUAUCAUGAUGUCAUUUGUAAGUUUGCUGAAUGAUUUAUGCACCUGUCAGUGGCUGGAGAAUAUACUAUCAUUAGUGUCAAGUCAGGAGAUGUUUUGAUGUUAUGCCUUUUUCUAUUUUGGUGUAAUGUAGCUGACACUAAACCGACCCUUACUAGAAACGGAACAUUUUAUCACUUCUUUGCUUGUUGCCUGUAAAAAAAAACAAAAAACUUGUGUUCAUGCACUGAAUAUUUACCUUUUUUUUUAAGAUGAGUGUAAAUGCAAAAUAUUUAUUUCUGAGGAUUUUUGUACUGUCAUAGAGAGAUGUAAGAGAAGAACGUUUUUAGAUUAUGAUCAAAAGAUUUUGGUUCCAGUUGGUUUCGUAUUGUAUGAUAGAACAAUAAAGUCUAUAUUUUCAAUUAA
Molecule: messenger RNA, 2763 nt
Organism: Micropterus salmoides (largemouth bass)
Lineage: Eukaryota; Metazoa; Chordata; Actinopteri; Centrarchiformes; Centrarchidae
Gene: wnt1
Product: wingless-type MMTV integration site family, member 1
Exons: 4
Coding region: 1-1113 (370 amino acids)
Biological process (GO): cell fate commitment; multicellular organism development; neuron differentiation
Cellular component (GO): extracellular region
Molecular function (GO): cytokine activity; frizzled binding
Source: RefSeq, a predicted model, not a curated record